Pomacea canaliculata is the source of this 1589-nucleotide messenger RNA. RefSeq lists its product as uncharacterized. The record is from RefSeq and is a predicted model, not a curated record. The transcript is spliced from 5 exons. NCBI's taxonomy places the organism in Eukaryota, Metazoa, Mollusca, Gastropoda, Architaenioglossa, Ampullariidae. The coding region runs from base 617 to 1573 and encodes 318 amino acids. Gene Ontology annotation, molecular function: protein binding.
CCUCAGUCGCUUUCCUUUUUUAUUUUACACGACGCUGCACAUUGAUUUUUUCUGAUUUUUAAUCCAUCUUCUUACACAUUUUUCAAAUAUUUUGCAAAAAAAUUAUAAAAUACCGCAGGUAUUUAUUUCCCAAGAUUUAUCGAGGUGUGAUCUCGUUGUGUUAUCGCUGUAAUCUCGCUUGUACGAUCUCUUUUGUCAGCAAGUAUACAGGGUCUUGUCAAAAAGAUUUUGAGAUGAUGUACAGGUGGAUGGUUGCCGUCCUUCUUCUUUUCUUUUGUCAAGAAAUAAGUACUUUCAGAUGGGUAUCGGACCUCCAAGAUGGCGCCGAUGUAUACGCAUGUCUAGGGGAAGGUGUACAGUUUCCCUGGGAUUACUCUGUACAAGAUGGGGAGGUAGUGCAGGACAUCAAGUGGUAUUACUACUCUGGUGACAGCAGUCGGAGAGGCAUUGCCGCCGUCGUGGAAGGCGACUUUUUCCCUCUUCGCACCUCAUUCUCUGACAGGAUACACCAUGUCCGCAGGCAGGACUUGCACUAUCGCCACUCACCACUCAGGACAGUGGCGAAUUCUCUGUGGUGGUCACUGUUCUUCAUGGAUCCUCCUUCGCUAGUUACAACAUGUCGGCGUCUUUAGUAGUAGCAGAUGAUAGUCUAGUUCGAAUACCACUGGGUCUGUGGGCUCAGGAGGAACAGGUGGCUGUUUACGACAACAAGACCGGUCAGAUGCACGUGCAGCUCUCAUGCAGCGGCUACUUCAUCACUGGACACCCGCCUCUGUAUAUGGAAUGGACGCUUCCUUCUGGAGAGAAGCUUCUCACUUCUAACCACAUCAACAACUCAUUUCUUCUUAACCUGCCUAAUCCUGUGAAGGGAGGUAACUACACGUGCCGCCUGUCGCCGCAAUUACCUCCCAUGUCUUGUUUACCUCAUAACGCCACCUUGUUUGGGAGCUCUUCUGUGAGUGUGGACGAGGUGAGAGCGAGGCUGACACUGAUAGAGGCCGAACAGGAGGUGCUUAGACGAGAACGAGUUCAAAUAGACCGGCUGACAGACGACAACCGGAAGCUCAAAAAGAUGGUGGACAGCCUUCAGAAUGAACUGGAAAACAACACCAACUCACUUGUACAACUGCGGGACUACUUCAAAGAGUUGGACAACCCCAGGGUGAUAUUCGAUGCCCGUCCGUCCGCAAGCUACUACUACAAGAAGGGCCAGCCAGUGAGACUCGAGCACGUGAUCACUAAUGAGGGGAAUGCCUUCAAUGAAACUACAGGGGAGUUUACUGCUCCUUUCAAUGGCACUUACUUCUUCAUGAUCACAGCCCAGGUGACUGAGAGCGUCCGUCUGAUUGGCGCUCAGGACAUUGCAGCUUUAUGUGACAACACUACGUGCUUUUGCUAUGUGCGAGCAACCAUUAUGAACCAGCAAUACAGUUUAGGGACCUGCCAGGCGGCUGUUCACAGGUCCCAGGGCCAGCAGGCAUGGCUGAGAAGCGAGGAAACUUGGUAUUUGUCCUCCGUCUAUACCUCCUUCACUGGCUUUUCCUUGCGUUCUGAUGUUGAAACGGAGCUGUGAUGUUCCCAGACUUCAU